GGCGGGACUGAUGUAUUAUCCGCUGUGUGAUUGGCUAAGUGGCGCAUGACGAUACACGGAAGUAUUUGCUCCUUGUGCUGUGUGCAUGAUUGAAUCUCCAACUCCAAAAUAUGGAACAAAAUAAUGUCGGGAACCUGGCCCAGGUCCAGCAUGUUGUAUUGGUCCUGUCAGGGAAAGGAGGUGUAGGCAAGAGCACCAUCACCACAGAGCUAGCACUGGCUCUUAGGCAUGCUGGCAAGAAGGUAGGCAUUCUAGACGUUGACCUGUGUGGGCCCAGUAUCCCCCGCAUGCUGAAUAUGGGCCGGCCUGCCGUGCACCAGUGUGACUCAGGAUGGGUGCCUGUCUACACCGAUGCCCAGAAGAACCUCGCCCUUAUGUCCAUCGGCUUCCUGCUGGAGGACCCAGAUGAAGCAGUGAUCUGGAGGGGGCCCAAGAAAACCGCUUUGAUUGGCCAGUUUGUGUCAGAUGUAGCAUGGGGAGAGCUGGACGUGCUGCUGGUGGACACGCCGCCAGGGACGUCUGAUGAGCAUUUGGCGGUACUGGAGAACCUUAAAAAACACAAAGUGGAUGGAGCCAUCUUGGUCACCACACCUCAGGCGGUAUCUACUGGGGAUGUGAGGAGAGAGAUUACCUUCUGUAAGAAGACAGGCGUACGGAUCCUUGGCAUCAUUGAGAACAUGAGUGGCUUUGUUUGUCCCCACUGCUCGGAAUGCAGCAAUAUAUUCUCAAAAGGUGGUGGUGAAGAGUUAGCCAAGCUGAGUGGAUCAGUAUUCCUAGGCUCUGUGCCCUUGGAUCCUCUGCUCAGCGCUAGUAUAGAGGAGGGCAAAGACUUCACACAGUCAUUUCCUGACAGCGCCACCUUCAGUGCCAUCAGCAGUAUUUCUCAGACUCUGCUCAGCAGCCUCCAAACAGCUUGAGCCAUAAAUUUAUUAGCUCAAUUCUGAAUUGUUCUCACAUUUUAGCACAUAGGCUCUGCAAAAUACAGUAUAAUGCAGAUAUUAGUCGUGUAAAUGUAGAGAUUUGUUGCAUUUGUCCUGUACAAUUAAUUAUAUUAAACACUUUAUCUUGUUUUA
Molecule: messenger RNA, 1073 nt
Organism: Micropterus dolomieu (smallmouth bass)
Lineage: Eukaryota; Metazoa; Chordata; Actinopteri; Centrarchiformes; Centrarchidae
Gene: nubp2
Product: nucleotide binding protein 2 (MinD homolog, E. coli)
Exons: 7
Coding region: 111-917 (268 amino acids)
Biological process (GO): iron-sulfur cluster assembly
Cellular component (GO): cytosol
Molecular function (GO): ATP-dependent FeS chaperone activity; 4 iron, 4 sulfur cluster binding; ATP binding
Source: RefSeq, a predicted model, not a curated record